Striga asiatica is the source of this 1221-nucleotide messenger RNA. Lineage: Eukaryota; Viridiplantae; Streptophyta; Magnoliopsida; Lamiales; Orobanchaceae. The record is from the annotation of a GenBank genome assembly.
AUGGACUCGGAUGAUCCAGAAGAGUUUGAGUCCCGUUGGUCAAAGUUGAUGAGUACUACAUCUUUGAGUCAAAAUAAAUGGGUGAAUGAUAUGUACACUAUUCGAGCCAUGUGGAUCCCUGCAUAUUUGAAAAAUAUAUUCUCAGCAGGAAUGUCAUCCUCACAACGUGCUGAAAGCAAUCACUCUUUUUUUAAGAAAUAUUUGAGCCGUGACUGCUCCCUCAAUGAUGUGUUUACGCGGUUUAGGAAUGCAAUUUCGAGGCAAAGGCACAAAACGUUAUUACUAGACCAUGCCGACAAAAAUGAGAAACCGUCAUUGAAUUCUACACAACCAAUGGAGCGGCAGUUGUCGACAAGUUGCCAGAAAUUUAAUGAUAUGGGGAUUCCAUGUAGGCACAUGCUAUAUAUGAUGCAGGUUAUGCAAAUCAAGUUGUUGCCAGAAGAAUAUAUCUUGUCUCGUUGGACACAAGAGGUAGGAUCACCAAUUUCAUUUCAAACAGUCGCUUCUCCUAUCAUCCAAGCACGAGGAUAUAUAGAGCGUAGCCGAGGGUUAUCUGAGAAGUGGAAAUGGUUGAUCGAAAAGGCUGCAUUGACCGAAAAAUCUACUAUAAUUUUACACAAAAUGUUUGAAGAAGCGGAAUCAAAAAUACAAGAGAAUGAAGUUGUGACCCCCAGUGAUACACAAGAGUCAUGCUCGGGAAAAGGGCACAAAGGUGAGGGUUUUGUAAGUGAUCCAACUACUAAUCGUGUAGCUCGUGGCCGCAAACGACUAUUAAGUAUGCGAGAUAAGGCAAUUAAAAGUGGAGGCAAGCAUUGUCGCAAUUGUGGCAAAGUUGGUCAUAACGCACGUACAUGUCCUGAAAUUAAAGGCAAAGACAGAAUUGCUGAUGAAGUUGAACCAUAUCGUCCGUCACCUUUAUCGAAUAAUAUCAUAGUCGAGGACAGUCAAGAAAUGACGGGUCGGGAUAUGGUCGACACUGUGGAUGAGGGAUAUGAUUACACGAACCAGGCCUGGGUCGAGGGAGGAUAUGGAGUUAAUGUGCCCUGCUCCAGGAUCGAAUGGCGGUGGUCGAGUGCCGAUUGGAUGGCCGCAGGACUCCAAGCCUUGAGCAGCGCCGUCAGUCCGCUGACAUGGGGGCACGAUAUCCAUGUCCCUGUUUGUAUGUUGAAAUCAGCCCUGCGUGUGUCGAUGCUCGUGGGGCACGACAUGGAUGGCCGCUGA